AUGGCUAAUUAGUAAAAAAAAAAAGUACUAAAAUAUAAUUUAUAUAUAUAUACUAAAAUAUAUUAAAGUUUAUGUUUUGAAGAAUUCGAUAAAUUGAAAAUAUUAAAUAUUAUAAUCGAGUUUUUUUUUCUUGGAGAUAUUGUUUUGAGGUUUUUUCAUGAAUAUAAAGACCAUGAGUCUUAAGAAACAGUAAGCGAUAUAAGGCUUAUAGCCAAAAGAUAUUUAAAAUUUUGGUUUUGGAUUGAUUUUACAGCUAUUUUGCCUUUUGAGUAUUUAGUUUAGUCUGGUCCGAGUUUAAAAUUAAUAAGAUUUUUUCGAAUGCCAAAGUUUUUAAGGCUUUUGGAAAUUUCAAAAAUGGACGAAAUUUUAAACUAAUUGCUUGAAUAAUUUUCUUAAAAAUAAAAAAUGACUUAUUUGUUUCUUUUAAGAUAUUUAUAUAAAUUUUUAAGUUUUAUGCUUUUUGCAAUUACAUUAACUUAUUUUGUUGCAUGUAUUUGGUAUAUUGUAAUCACUUCAAAUAUAGGAGAUGGAAAAACACUUAGUUUUUAUGAAAAAUUUGGAUUAUAUAAUUACCCAGACAGUAAAAGAUUGAUCAUAUGUUGUUAUUUUGUGAUGACUACUUUAGCAACAGUUGGUUAUGGCGAUUUUUCUCCUUAAACAAAUUUCGAAAAGAUAAUUGGGAUAAUUAUUAUGAUUUUAGGUAUAGCUUUUUUUUCUUAUAUUAUAGGAAAUUUUACUGAUGUAUUGGCUAGUUAAAAAAAAUUAGGAGAAGGAUAAAAAAGUUCAGAUUUAUAAAGAUGGAUUACUUCUUUAACUAAAUUUAAUUCUAAGAGUUUACCUUAGUCUCUUAUGUAAAAAAUUGAUUGCCAUUUUAAUUAUUUUUGGAAACAUGAUAGACUUUGUGAUUUAAAGAUUGAUGAUAAUUAUUUAUAAAUGAUGCCGAAACCUAUUAGGAAGGAAUUACUCAAUUACCUUUUUAAUGAUAUUUUUAAACUAUUUAGGAGAUUUUUUCAUAUUUCAGAUUUUAGAGAUUCUAAUUUUUACUAUGAAAUUGCUUUCAAAUUAUUGCCAAGAAAAUAUAAUAGAGGAGAGUCGAUCCUUAAACAAGGCGAUGAAUUUUAAGAAAUAUAUUUUAUUUUAGAAGGAUAGGUCAUGUUUUAUUUUUAAUAUAAUGGUAAGAAAGUGUCUCAUAUAUUAAAUAGAGGAUCUUAUUUUGGAGAUUAUAAUUGCUUUUCUGGAAAUUGUAGUGAAUAUAAUUAUGUAGCUGAUGCUUUUGUAAAAGUAUUGGCUAUUCCAAAACAUUAGAUAAUGAAAAUACUAUAAAAAUACUAGUCAAUUUAAAGUAUUAUUGAAAAAUAUUACAAAGUAGAAGAAUAAGAAGACAAAUAAUAAUCAUAAGUUCCUUAAAAUUUAUAAGAUGAAAAAAAUUAUUAUUAAUCUUUAAUAUCAAAAGGAUUUAAUUCGCAUAUUAUAGAUUAAAAUAACAGUGUCGAUGAAACUUUGUAAAUUUAAAAAUUAUAUAUGGAAAAAAUGCAAUAAAAAUCAUAAAUAGUAAUGUAAAAUUUAAAUUCUUUUGUAUUAGAUCUUAAUAUAGGAUUUGAAUUAAAAAAAUUUGGUAACUAGAUAAAAGUCGAAUUAAAUAAUGCUAUUUAAGAAAUUAAGAAUUAGAAAGUAUAACCUUAAGAAAAUUUAAGAAACUAUAUUAUUUAAAAUCUAGAUAAAUCAGGAAUGCCAAAAUAAGAUGUAAUAUUCAAAUUCGAAUUCGAAAUAAAACAAACAAAUUUAUAAAACUUUGUUUUAAUGUGGGAAUGGUUUUCACAAGAAACAUCAAAAACUGAAAGAUACGAUGCACAAUUAAUUGAGAAUUGGGCAAAAAAAGAUCCAAAUGAUGAUUUCAAAUUAAAAAUUUCAGCAGAUAAGCCUUUACUUUUAUCUUUAUAUAAACACUAUAUAAAUCCUAUGGAAAUCGAAAUUAUAGGUGCAAAGGAUUUACCAGUUUCAAAUGAUAAAAAUUAUGAACUGUGUUAUGUUUAGUACUAAUUUUUUGACGGCACUUAAGUCAAAACUAGUGGAAAAUUAUUAAAAAAUACUAUAAAAUGGUAAGAAAAACAUGUAUUUUUAUGUGGAAUGAUGGAUUAAGUGGAAUUAGUUGAGAAAAUAAGUUCAAGUUUUUUAAAAUUAGAAUUACAUGAUAAAGAUGAAAUAAUAGACACCAAAAUAAAAUAAGAGUUAGCCCUUAUAGAUAUAGAGUAAAAAAUUCUAGAAGAAAAGGAAAAAAACAAACCCCAAAUUGAAGAAACUGGAAAAGGAGGUAAAAAAGUUGCCAAAAAAGAUGUGAAAAAAGAUGAUGAAAAAAGAAGCUCCAAAGAAAGAUGCUGCUAAGAAAAAAGGAGAUGUAAAAGUAGAACCUAUAAAGGAAGAAGCCUAAAAUAAGGAAGUUUAGAGGAACAAUUUUGGAGUUUCAUGCUUUUUUUUGAGUGA
Ichthyophthirius multifiliis is the source of this 2481-nucleotide messenger RNA. RefSeq lists its product as hypothetical. The record is from RefSeq and is a predicted model, not a curated record. Gene Ontology annotation, biological process: regulation of membrane potential; potassium ion transmembrane transport. Lineage: Eukaryota; Ciliophora; Oligohymenophorea; Hymenostomatida. The transcript is spliced from 11 exons. Gene Ontology annotation, molecular function: voltage-gated potassium channel activity. Gene Ontology annotation, cellular component: membrane.